Molecule: messenger RNA, 2266 nt
Organism: Brienomyrus brachyistius
Lineage: Eukaryota; Metazoa; Chordata; Actinopteri; Osteoglossiformes; Mormyridae
Gene: c1qtnf9
Product: C1q and TNF related 9
Exons: 3
Coding region: 150-1169 (339 amino acids)
Molecular function (GO): protein binding
Source: RefSeq, a predicted model, not a curated record
AUACAGUAUAACUAGGUUAGGCUACCAAGCUGGGUUGACCCUUAGAUUCUUCGUGUGAGCAUGUGGUGGUUAUACACAGGGCAUGGCAUUACACCUUCAGCCUCCAGUGUGAGUGUUUGCUCGUAGGGUUAGGGGAAGUAUCUGUGACUAUGGUGACCACACCGUUCCUGUGGUUUAUCAGCCUGCUGUCUUUAGCGCCGGUGGGCGUGUUGCUGGAUGAGGUCAAGGGAGGUGGCUGCGUGUGUGGAUACCCCGGGAUCCCUGGCGACCCCGGACACAAUGGGGCACCGGGUCGCGAUGGCAGAGAUGGUGUGAAAGGGGAAAAGGGUGAUCAAGGUGUCAUUGGUGGAGAUGGUCCACGUGGACAAGAGGGUGUCAAAGGAUCCAAAGGAGACCCAGGAGAUCCAGGCCUAUCGGGCAUGAAGGGCAAAAGAGGGGAGAAUGGAGAGCGGGGAUGGCCUGGGAAGAUGGGGCCCCAAGGUGUACCUGGGCCCCUAGGGCUCAAAGGGGACAAAGGGGAGCUGGGGUUACCUGGCCCUCGGGGGGUGAAAGGUGAAGAGGGCCCCCAGGGACCUGAGGGUAACCGUGGUCCAAUUGGGAUAAAAGGAGAAAGGGGAGUCAUUGGGCCUUCUGGUCCCACGGGUCGUACUGGAUUCAAAGGAGACAUUGGUGCUCCUGGUCAGAAAGGAAGCAUAGGCUUCCAAGGGGAGAAAGGAGACACAGGAGACACAGGAGAGAAAGGGGAUGUUGGAGAUAAGCCCGUUAUACCUAAGAGUGCCUUCUCCGUGGGCCUGACAGAUCACAGCAAGCGCCCCCCAGUAAACACGGCCAUCCGCUUUGAUAAGAUCAUUUACAACCAGCAAGGGCACUACGAUGCCCAAACGGGACGGUUCUCUUGCGCCAUUGCUGGGGCAUACUAUUUUACUUACCACAUUACAGUGUACUCUCGUAAUGUGAAGGUGGCCCUGGUAAGAAACGGAGCACGCAUUAUUCACACCAUGGACAUAUACCAGAACGGGGAGGACCAGGCAGCAGGGGGCACUGUGCUGCACUUGGAGGCUGGAGACAAGGUUUGGUUACAGGUGGUAGGGGGAGAACUGUACAACGGGCUUUUUGCCGAUGAAGAUGAUGACACAACAUUCUCUGGGUUUCUUAUAUUCGCCACGUGAAAAAGCGACCCCCCUACUUCCAAUGAAUUUUACACAUUGGAGAAAAUAGUGAAGAGCGGGUAGUUAAGUGAAAAAUGAGAAAUUGUCUUUUAUAACACUAAGAAGAGAACCUUGCCAAUUAGAGUUAUGGUGGAGGCCAGUGUAUGCAAACCCCACAUGGCUGCUUCUCAGGUUGUCUAGCAUCAUGUAGAUUUUUAGUUCAUUUUAAUGUAGCAAUUCAUUGUCCCUGUCCCACGCUUUAAGAUCAUUUCCCUGUAAUCUUCAAACCAGCUACUCGAAUAAUAAUACAAAUAAAACAAAAAUACGAGUGAAAAUGUUAUUUUUUCUCCUUCAAAAGAGUACUACAUGGGUUUAUUAGAUAUUUGGUCUAGGGCUGAGUAUCGCCAGCUAGCCCAGGAUGCAACACUCACCAUGAUAGGAGUGUCACAACUCAGUGCAUUGCGAUUUGUAUUGGGGGAGGUGUGUGGCUAAGUGGGUUAAGUCUAGUCCACUCUUUCGCAUGUGCUACGUUGUCCGUGGACGCAGACGGUCGCAGGUGGUAAACACAUACAGCAACUAACACAAAUUAAAGCAAUGUAGCGAAAGAGGUAAACAUUUUCUGAACAGUUUUAAAGUUGUUACUAAGCUUGGGUAGUCUUAAGGUAAAACAGCAUACCCCUGCAUUUUGAAAUCGUGGCAACAAAAUUAGCUGGGACUCCGCUCGACGAAUUGUAUUACAAGAUUUCAAAAUGCCAAAUAGUUUUCCUUUUUAAAAAAGGAAUAUACUGCGGUAUGGUGUCCGGACAGUAUGGAAAAACUAGAUACAGGGUUACCUCUGUACCUCCUAUGACAACAACUAUUCUUUUGCUCUUUUCUUCGUUGACUUCUGGUUUAUCAAAGUCAGUGCUGCCACCUAUUGGGAACACCUAGUCAUUUUCCUUACACAUGCGCAGUAAAUGCUCACGGAUGCGCAUGACGUCCGCUGGACAUGAAAGUCAGGUUUGCAAUACUUUAAUAAAAAGUUUUGCCAUAUUGCCCAGAACUAUGUGUAAAGGAAUGUUGAAAAGAAUGUGAAUAAACGCCAUUUUGUUUGGCAACCACAAUCGUAACAGUGGAUU